AACAUCUGUCUGAAAAGUUGGAUUGUUACACAGCUCAAAUAAGUUUAAACUUGAUUGCAAAUGUUCCUAGAUCCCACCCAUACAUAAGCAAGAACAGAUCAAAUUCCUGGGGAGGAGAGAAAAAACAAGGGCAAAGCUGGAAGGCCCUCUCUUAAAUAGGGCUGUGUGAUGAUUCAGGAGAAAGAGUGGGCAGGCAAUGCCUAAUGCAAUGCUUUGAAGUGCAUGCUUGUCUCACUUCCGUUUGCAGAAUUCAUUGUAAUUAUUACUGAAAACUGCUUACUAAAAGGAGAUGGAUUGGAUUGGACCUGUUUUAAUAUUAUUACUAUGUCUUCUUGCCAUUGCAUCCCUUUUGAAAAAGGGCAGUUCCUGGAAUAACAGCUCCCCAAAUCUUCCCCCGGGACCCAGGACCAUACCCAUUCUGGGAAAUCUGCACAGGAUGGAUCUGAAGAGGCCUUACAGAACAAUGAUACAGCUGUCAAAAGAAUACGGUCCUGUCUUCCGUCUCAAACUGGGAUUCCAGGAAAUGGUGGUGCUGACUGGCUAUGAGACGGUCAAAGAGGCUCUAGUGGACCAGGCAGAUGCUUUUGCAGGGAGGCCCUUCGUCCCAAUAUUUGAUGAUCUAUCAAAAGGCUUUGGCAUUAUUUUUGCUCAUGGUGAGAACUGGAAAGUGAUGCGACGGUUUACAUUAUCCACAUUACGGGACUACGGAAUGGGCAGGAGGACCAUUGAGGACAAAAUCAUUGAAGAGUGUAGUGUCUUAACAAAAACAGUUAAGACCUAUGCAGGAAAACCAUUUGAGGUCACAACAGUUAUGACAGCUGCUGUUUCCAACAUCAUAGUUUCUAUUCUUCUUGGGAAGCGCUAUGACUAUGAAGAUGCCACAUUUCUACGACUACUGAAGCUAAUGAGGGAAAAUAUUCAGCUUUCAGGAAGCCCAAAUAUAUCGCUAUAUAACAUGUUUCCAUUGCUGGGGUUCCUACUGGGUUCUCAUAAAAAAGUAAUGAAUAACAGAAAGGAGUUCCGUGCUUUCAUCCAGGCCACCUUCAUAGAAUAUCUCAAAGAUCUUGAUGAAAAUGACCAGAGGAGCUUUAUCGAUUCAUUUCUAGUUCGGCAAAGAGAGGAGAAUAAGAAGGUAACUAAUGGAUAUUUCCAUAAUGAAAAUCUUAAAGCUGUGGUGGCAAACUUAUUUGCUGCCGGUACAGAAACGAGUUCAAACACUCUGCGCUGGGCCAUCCUCCUGAUGAUGAAGUACCCGGAAAUCCAAAGUAAAGUCCAAGAAGAAAUUGCAAAAGAGAUUGGGGUUUGUCAGCCACGGAUGGAAGACCGAGCCAAAAUGCCUUACACCGAUGCGGUGAUUCAUGAAGUUCAAAGGUUUGCUGAUAUUGUUCCAACCAAUUUGCCACAUGCAACCACCAUGGACGUAACUUUCAAAGGCUUCUUCAUUCCCAAGGGCAUGCAGAUUGUUCCCCUGCUAUCAUCGGUGCUCCAUGAUGAAUCUCAGUGGGAGAAACCUCAGGAAUUCUAUCCUGAGCAUUUCCUUGAUGCUGAAGGGAAAUUUGUGAAAAAAGAAGCAUUCCUGCCUUUCUCCGCAGGUCGGAGAGUAUGCGCUGGUGAGACCCUUGCCAAAAUGGAGCUCUUCCUCUUCUUUGCCAGGCUCCUGCAGAGAUUUACCUUCCAGCCACCCCCUGGAACAUCUAAAGAUGACCUGGACCUGACCCCUGCGGUUGGGCUUACAAGCCCUCCUAUGACCUACAGGACCUGUGCCAUGCCACGUUCAUAAGACACAAGACAUUCAUAACAGACCAUUUCUCAGCCUUGGACAAGGAGAUUCUGUAUGGUCUUGGCUUAAUAGGUUGAUUGAAACUGAACUGUAGUGAUUUGCAUGCACAUAAAUCUAGAUUCUGAGAAUGAAAAAAGGAGGGAAGUCAUGACGUGUGAAGUACUUUGUACUCUUACUACUGAUUUAUUUUCUUUUUGAGCCAUUUGUUUCCUUUUAUCUUUUACUAUUUUUUCGCCCCCUCAAUUUUCUUUUCUUUUUCUUUUUUUCUUUUAAUUAUUUCCAUUCAUUUUUAAGCAAUAUAGAUUUUUCUACAAUAGUUCGACAUACAUAUAAAGGAGAGCCAGUUUAGUCUAGUGGUCAAGGUGCUGGGCUAGAAACCAGAAGACCGAGAGUUCUAGUCCCACCUCAGGCAUGAAAGCCAGCUGGGUGACCUUGGGCCAGUCAUGCUCUCUCAGCCCAGCUCAUCUCACAGGGUUGCUGUUGUGGGGAAAAUAGGAGAAGGAAGGCAUAUUAGGUAUGUUCACCACCUUGGGUUAUUUAUAAAAAUAAUAAAGGGGGGUAGAAAAUAAAUAAAUAAAUAAAUAAAUAAUGUAUUUGUUCAUUACAAGUUACCAGUGUUGUUGUUUUAACAAGAACAACAACAGAAAAAGUCCAGAUUCUAGACUGCUUAGCCUCCAGAUUUCUACCUGUAUUGUCUCUUCAUCAAGCAUAAAUUGGCAUAGUCUUUAAGUCGAAUUGGCCACGUAUGCUUUCUCCUAAAACAUACGGGAUCCACGUGUUGAAAUGAGAGAUAGACUAAAAUAAAUACUAGAUUUCUGCCCUUGUGCAGAAAGAAUAAUUAACCAAAUUGAUUUCUUGUACCAAUAAAAAUGCACGAUGGCACAGAA
Messenger RNA from Candoia aspera, 2667 nucleotides. Its product is annotated as cytochrome P450 2K6-like. Gene Ontology annotation, molecular function: heme binding; oxidoreductase activity, acting on paired donors, with incorporation or reduction of molecular oxygen, reduced flavin or flavoprotein as one donor, and incorporation of one atom of oxygen; iron ion binding. Lineage: Eukaryota; Metazoa; Chordata; Lepidosauria; Squamata; Candoiidae. The transcript has 9 exons. Gene Ontology annotation, cellular component: intracellular membrane-bounded organelle; cytoplasm. The coding region runs from base 290 to 1780 and encodes 496 amino acids. Gene Ontology annotation, biological process: xenobiotic metabolic process. The record is from RefSeq and is a predicted model, not a curated record.